Messenger RNA from Diachasma alloeum, 1038 nucleotides. Its product is annotated as pancreatic triacylglycerol lipase. Lineage: Eukaryota; Metazoa; Arthropoda; Insecta; Hymenoptera; Braconidae. The transcript is spliced from 5 exons. The coding region runs from base 16 to 1038 and encodes 340 amino acids. Gene Ontology annotation, biological process: lipid metabolic process. The record is from RefSeq and is a predicted model, not a curated record. Gene Ontology annotation, molecular function: lipase activity.
GAUGAUUGGAUCUUCAUGCCUGACGGGAAUGAUCAGCCCCAGGUUGCGAUACUGAAGGGCCAGGGACCGGAGUUCAGGGGACUAAUUGAUGAAUCUGUGAACUUUCAUCUUUAUACGAGAAAUGGACCCCCGAAUGGCACCCUGUUAUACAACGGAAAUUCCGAUUCAAUAAAGAACUCUACGUUCAACCCAUCGCACCCCACCAAGUUCAUCACUCACGGAUGGAAAUCUAGUGCUCUCAGUGCAGGUCUUGUUAACUUGAAAAAUGCGUACUUGAGAAAGGGGGAUCACAAUGUAAUUCUCGUGGACUGGGAGCCCCUAGCGUCGAGCACAUUCUACCUAGGGCCGAUGCAGAAUACCUGGAAGGUUGGAAAACAAGCUGGAAUAUUCAUAGACUUCUUGGCCCAGGAGACCGGCGCAAUACCUGGGCAUAUUCACUUCAUAGGUCAUUCAUUAGGGGCUCACGUAGCUGGAAACGCUGCAUCAGCCACCACCUCCGGAAAAUUAGGACGAGUGACAGGUCUCGAUCCAGCUCUGCCUGGUUUCCACGUCAUCUCCACGAAUGAUGGAAAAUUAGACCCUACAGAUGCAGACUUCGUUGAUGUCAUUCAUUCCUGCGGAGGAAUUUUGGGAUUUCUUCAGCCAGUCGGCCAUGCUGAUUUCUAUCCCAAUGGUGGAGUUGCUGUGCAGCCCGGAUGCUGCUGUAUGCCAGAAAUAACGGAGGCUUGCAGCCACGGCAGAGCUUACGUCUACUUCACCGAGAGUAUAAUCUCAGAAUCAGGGUUGUUAGCAACAAAAUGUGACACCUGGGAUCAAUUCAGAAUGGGAUCCUGCAACGAGUCCCCUGUGGUUUUCAUGGGAGAACCAGUGAACCAUGCAGCCAGAGGCAAUUUCUUCCUCAAAACCAGAUCGGAGUCCCCUUUCGCUGAUACUUCAGCGAAAUCCCUGUUGUCUGGGGGUUCUGAACUCGACUGCGACGAGCCCGGUGGCUGGGGACUCAGGGGUGGCUCUCGAGUUUGUGGAACAAAUUCUGUUUAA